This is a messenger RNA of Diceros bicornis minor, 1273 nucleotides long. RefSeq names its product hemoglobin subunit epsilon. The transcript is spliced from 3 exons. Gene Ontology annotation, cellular component: hemoglobin complex; blood microparticle; haptoglobin-hemoglobin complex. Gene Ontology annotation, biological process: hydrogen peroxide catabolic process; oxygen transport. The record is from RefSeq and is a predicted model, not a curated record. The coding region runs from base 689 to 1132 and encodes 147 amino acids. Gene Ontology annotation, molecular function: peroxidase activity; hemoglobin alpha binding; organic acid binding. NCBI's taxonomy places the organism in Eukaryota, Metazoa, Chordata, Mammalia, Perissodactyla, Rhinocerotidae.
GCCUGUCUUAUCUAUGAAACUGCCCUUGGGUAUUGUACUUUGGAAUUGAGGUCUUAGUCCUAUUGUGAAUCCUUGCUACUCUGUUCAGCUGCCUGAAGUAACUAUGUAUGUGUUUUACCUCCCCUGGAAAACUAAUUUCUAGGGGCUUGGUUAUAAUCCACUCCUCAAGAGAGCUAUAACUGGCUGAGAUUCUGUGUCAACAAUUGCAUUUUUUUUUCUUAACCUUAUUCUUGUCCCUGUCACCGUUUUUAACCCAACUAUUAAAGCUGUUUUGACUGAAACUCUUUCCGUAUCUUGGGCUUAGCUCCUCUCUAUGGGUCUUUCUUGAAGAAGGAGAAUGGGAGAGAUGGAUGUCAUACUGGAGAAUGACAUGGGGAGAGAAGAGGGUGAAAAAGGGGAAUGAAUGGAAAAUUGUAUUGAAGAUAGAGGAGUUAACAAAAGAAGGAUGUCUCAGGAACCAGCACACAUUAUCACAAACUCAGAGCACACCCUUCAUUGCUGACCCUUUCCUGACCUGGCUCCACCCCUGAGGGACACAUGUCAGCCUUGACCAAUGACUUCAAAGUACUGGGGGGAACAAGGGGCCAGAAGUUCAGCAGAAAACAAUAAAAGGCCACACGUUCCAGCAGCAGCACAUACCUGCUUCUGACACCUCUGUGAUCAUCUGCAAGCUCCCAGACCUGACAUCAUGGUGCAUUUUACUGGUGAGGAGAAGGCUGUCAUCACUAGCAUGUGGGGCAAAGUGAAUGUGGAAGAUGCUGGAGGCGAGGCCCUUGGCAGGCUCUUGGUCGUCUACCCCUGGACCCAGAGGUUUUUUGACACCUUUGGCAACCUGUCCUCUUCCUCUGCCAUAAUGGGCAACCCCAAAGUCAAGGCCCAUGGCAAGAAGGUGCUGACCUCUUUUGGAGAUGCUGUUAAGAACAUGGACAACCUCAAGGGCACCUUUGCUAAGCUGAGUGAGCUACAUUGUGACAAGCUGCACGUGGAUCCUGAGAACUUCAGACUCCUGGGCAAUGUGCUGGUGAUUAUCCUGGCUUCUCAUUUUGGCAAGGAAUUCACCCCUGAUGUGCAGGCUGCUUGGCAGAAGCUGGUGGCUGGGGUUGCCAACGCUCUGGCCCACAAGUACCACUGAGUCCUCUUUCCAGGUCACCAGCGCCCUUUUGUUUCCCCAAUGCCCUCCUUCUGCACAUGGAGACUGGAGUUUGGCCUUGAGAACACAGCUUCCGUGUAAUAAAGUACAUUCUAUUCAGCAAUCAGAAAUUAAUAUUGUGUC